Molecule: messenger RNA, 1213 nt
Organism: Amphimedon queenslandica
Lineage: Eukaryota; Metazoa; Porifera; Demospongiae; Haplosclerida; Niphatidae
Exons: 7
Biological process (GO): positive regulation of transcription by RNA polymerase II
Cellular component (GO): RNA polymerase II transcription regulator complex
Molecular function (GO): DNA-binding transcription factor activity; protein dimerization activity
Source: RefSeq, a predicted model, not a curated record
AGUGGGUGUAAAGUGCUGAGGUGGCAAUUUUUGUCACAAGUGUGGGUGUGUUUCUCUCCUCUAACUUUUUCUUUUUUUAAAUUUUUUCUACGUCAGAGUUUAGAUAAAAGAGCACAUCACAAUGCUCUGGAGAGAAAGAGGCGUGAUCACAUCAAAGACUCUUUUACGAACCUUCGAGACUGCAUUCCAUCUCUGUCUGGAGAAAAGGUUUCAAGGGCUCAUGUCCUUAAUAAGGCAACGGAAUACAUACGACAAAUGCAGAGAAAUAGCUCAGUACGGACAGUAGAGAUAGACGAGCUUAGAAAAAAGAAUGAGAUUCUUGAAGAACAAGUUAAUGGAUUAGAACAAGCACAAGAAACUGGUGCCCUUUCUUCACCUGAAGAUCUCAUUGCUAGUAUUGCUGAGAAAGUCCAGCAAAGACAGCUUCUUAGGCAGCAACAGCAGCAGCAGGCAAAUUCUAACAAGGCCAAUAAAGUACAGCUGGAACCUUCUGCUGACACUAAUAAUGUAGUAACUGUGGGCCCCAAGGAUAAACCUAAUGAAACCAAUACUCCUGUUAGUAGUGCAGCUGCUAGUGUCACUCCAUCUUCAGCUCCUGCUACUAAUGAUCAAGCAAACUCUUUUAAUAUACUUGCCAACAACAUUAGGACGACUCAGAACCUUCUCUCGGCACUGGCAAAGAACCUUCCGAGUACUACCAACAAUCAAAUGAGAGCUAUAGCUGCUCGUGUUCUAGCAUCACCAGUCAGACCACAAGGCAUGCCUCCAGCUUCAAUACCAAGAGGUGUUGUGACAGCAACCACUGUUCCACAAUUGACUGAGCAGCUUCCCAAAGCAGUAGUGACUCCCCCUCCUCUCCCUCCACCUGUCUCCGCGUCGCAAGAGGCAGUUACUACCACUGUCUCGGCUGGAGGCAGUCAAACUAGUCAAACAAGUACAGCAACUACUGAAGCAAGUGUCGUCUCGUUACAAGGGAAGGAGACACAGACUGAUAGUGAAGAUCAACCACCGACUAAGCGUUUCAAGGCAUCUGCGACCGUGUCCGAGUAGUCUUGUCCUUAUGUCUUAUAUAGUAGUGCUCUCUCUGCCUUUUUACUGUCCCUUAUAGGACAGCUUGGGAUUAUGAACUACACUCACACACCAUUUGCAUACACAUGCACAAAAACAGUUAUUUUAUUACUUGAAUUUAACAAAAAAAGAAAACAACUAAAAA